CCUUCCCCGUUUCAAUUCGCUUCACUCCCCGCAGUCCCCACUCGCCACUCCCUCCUCGCACCCCAAAGCUCUCUCUUCUCUCUCUCCCUCCCUCUUCCGGGGCUUCCUCCUUUCCGUGCGCCAUGGCCUCCUGCUAGCUCCCCUCGCAACGCCUCCCAGAUCCCGGACGCAGCGCGCCACCCCCCGCGACGGCCGGCGCGCGACAUGGGAGGGUGCCACGCGAAGCCGCUCACACACGACGCGGACGGCUCGCCGCCGCACGCGGCGCCGGCGACCCCGCCACCGGGCAACGCCACGCCCGCCACCCCCGCCACCGGGAAGAAACACUGGGCGGUGUCCCCGUUCUUCCCGUUCUCCACACCGAGCCCGAGCCCCGCGCACCACCUCUUCGGCGGCACCGCGGCGUCGCCGCGCAAGUCCCCCGCUCCCGCGGGCUCCGCGCCCACCACCCCGGCCAGGCGGCUCCUCAGGCUGCCCUUCCCGCCGCCCUCGCCCGCCAAGCACAUCAGGGCGGCGCUCGCGAGGCGGCACGGCCCGUCGCGGCCGUCCAUCCCCGAGGAAGGCGGCGGCGAGGGGGAGGGCGGCGGUGGAGGCAGGGGCCUCGACAAGGGGUUUGGGUUCAACAAGGGGUUCGCGGCCAAGUAUGACUUGGGGGAUGAGGUCGGACGGGGACACUUCGGCUACACCUGCGCCGCCACGGUUAAGAAGGGCGCGCGCAAAGGGGAGUCCGUCGCCAUCAAGGUCAUCCCCAAAGCAAAGAUGACUACAUCCAUUGCGAUAGAGGAUGUCCGAAGGGAGGUUAAAAUCUUGAAAGCGUUGGCAGGAAACAAAAACUUGGUCCAAUUUUAUGAUGCCUAUGAAGACAACGACAAUGUAUAUAUAGUAAUGGAGUUGUGUGAAGGUGGAGAGCUACUUGACAGAAUACUUUCUAGAGGUGGGAAGUACUCUGAGGAUGAUGCAAAAGCUGUCCUAGUGCAAAUAUUAAAUGUCGUUGCUUUUUGCCACAUUCAAGGAGUGGUUCAUCGAGAUCUCAAACCAGAGAAUUUUCUUUUUACAUCAAAAGAAGAGAACUCCAAUCUUAAGGCCAUUGACUUUGGUUUAUCAGACUUUGUAAAACCAGAUGAGAGGUUGAAUGACAUUGUUGGAAGUGCUUAUUAUGUUGCUCCAGAAGUUCUGCAUAGAUGCUAUAGCACAGAAGCUGAUGUCUGGAGUAUAGGUGUAAUUGCAUAUAUCCUUCUUUGUGGCAGUCGUCCAUUUUGGGCACGCACUGAAUCUGGCAUAUUCCGUUCGGUUCUCAAAGCUGACCCCAGCUACAAUGAGGCACCAUGGCCUUCUCUCACUCCAGAAGCAAUGGAUUUUGUUAAGCGAUUGCUGUGCAAGGAUCCACGUAGAAGGAUGACUGCAGCUCAGGCUUUAAGCCAUCCGUGGAUCAGAAAUUAUAAUGACAUCAAACUGCCAUUGGACAUCCUUAUAUUCCGACUUAUCAAAUCUUAUAUUCGUUCCUCAUCUUUACGGAAAGCCGCUUUGAGGGCUCUAUCAAAGACCUUAACAGUUGACGAGCUUUUCUAUCUGAAAGCACAGUUUUCUUUAUUGGAACCAGACAGAAAUGGAUGCAUCACUCUUGACAAUAUCAGAAUGGCCUUAACAAGAGAAGCUACUGAUGCAAUGAAGGAAUCGCGAGUUCAAGAGAUUCUUGUUUCGUUGAGCGCCCUUCAGUACAGAAGAAUGGACUUCCAAGAGUUCUGUGCAGCAGCAGUUAGUGUGCAUCAACUUGAAGCAUUGGAUAGAUGGGAGCAACAUGCGCGAUCUGCUUAUGAACAUUUUGAGAAGGAAGGCAACCGAGCUAUUGUAAUAGAUGAAUUAGCUUCUGAAUUGGGCCUCAGCCCUUCAGUGCCACUGCAUGUCGUUCUGCAAGAUUGGAUCAGGCAUACGGAUGGGAAAUUGAGCUUUCUCGGUUUUGUCAAGUUGUUGCAUGGCAUGUCCAGCAGGUCCCUGUCAAAGAUGAGAUAGCUGUUGAUAAUCCCUGACGACAGCGCGUGUUUACACUGCCCUUGCCCCUGUCGACUUGGUUCACAGGCAAAUUAACAGGGCUAAAGAACCGUCGAUUGGAGCUUGCAUAUCUAGGGCGUACGAGUUCUAGCAGCACCUGAUCUGUCACUAAUUUGAGUAUAGAGUUAUGUUUGUUGCCUGCCUACUGAUCAUUUAGCUGAUAGGAGAAAGGAAAAUCUCACCCAUGUCUGCAACAUGUGAUGUUUCUAACAGUCUUAGAUUAGCGUCAUCUUCUGUUGUGAUUUUGGGAACUUUGUAAUGCUUCUUUCCUGGAACUGGAGCAAGUUAGCUGCAGUCAUAAGGUUGGCGUUUGGAGCAUGGACAUAUCACUUACUGUCAUUGUCACUAUGUCAUUGUACCUAUAGAUGAAAGUGCGUGAUCGUUAUGUGGUACGUCAGGUUCUCUUCGUGUAUAUAUUGAUGAGAUGGAACUGUGCCAUUUUUUUAUUCUCAGAAUAUUAUCAUGUCAA
Molecule: messenger RNA, 2518 nt
Organism: Sorghum bicolor (sorghum)
Lineage: Eukaryota; Viridiplantae; Streptophyta; Magnoliopsida; Poales; Poaceae
Product: CDPK-related kinase 5
Exons: 11
Coding region: 205-2010 (601 amino acids)
Biological process (GO): protein autophosphorylation; peptidyl-serine phosphorylation; intracellular signal transduction
Cellular component (GO): cytoplasm; nucleus
Molecular function (GO): ATP binding; calmodulin binding; calcium-dependent protein serine/threonine kinase activity
Source: RefSeq, a predicted model, not a curated record